Molecule: messenger RNA, 3352 nt
Organism: Orussus abietinus
Lineage: Eukaryota; Metazoa; Arthropoda; Insecta; Hymenoptera; Orussidae
Product: sn1-specific diacylglycerol lipase beta
Exons: 14
Coding region: 929-2941 (670 amino acids)
Biological process (GO): lipid metabolic process
Source: RefSeq, a predicted model, not a curated record
UCGGAGUGAGGCGCGAGGGGCUGGCCGGGGGAGGUCUCGAGGGUCGAGAGUUCCACCGGAGUUCCACUCAUGAGUCCAUACAGUCCUCGGUAGACCGCGACGUUACGUCCGACCACGGGUUGCAUAUAAGCGCGCCGCUGGACGGUCUUCCGGAAGUCGCGCUCCGACCGUCGUCGAGUCGACGUCGGAGACUCUCCGACUGUUCGACCACGCGUCGCUCCGGACCCCCCGACGACCGGUGUCUGUGAAUAUUUACGGAAUAUCCUCAUACGAGAGACCUCGACGUCGCUUCGGACCCCUCGACGACCGGCGUCUGUGAAUAUUCACGGAAUAUCCUCCGGCGUAAGUCCUCGACGUCGCUUCGGACCCCUCGACGACCGGCGUCUGUAAAUAUUCGCGGGAUAUCCUUCGACGUCGCUUCGGAUCCCCCGACGACCGGCGUCUGUAAAUAUUCACGAAAUAUCCUCCGACGAGAGACUUCACCGCCACUCGCGCUCAACCCCUCGUCCCUCACCGAGAAAUUCCCACCCCGAGAAUCCGCCAUUGUGAACGUGCAGUACACGUGCGAUUCUACGACAAUACUCGAAUGCACCCAGGAUUAAUUAUCGAUGCUGCAGCGAGACUCCAUGUGCAUUUUACGGCGGUCCAUGACUCCUGAACGGUCCUGGAUAUCCACUAUACGGAAGUACGGCCGCCAUCUUUGAUCGGGAGACUUCAACGCUGCGGAUAUCGAAGACGUUGAAAAGGGCCGAUGCGGUCGACUCGAGUUAGAUAUUUCAGAUAAACACGAAUUGAUAUUGUCUGGAAGUGGUAACAUUUUCUCCUGGGGACUUCAACGCCUUUCGUGGACUUUCCUAGUGGACGCAAAACUGGAAUCUCAUCCCGACCCGGAGUGCUUCGAGUGGUUAUCCGUUAUCACGGACAGAAAAUGCCUGCUCUGACACUCUUCGGCAGAAAAUGGCUGACUGCAACCGACGACCUCGUCUAUCCCGGAUUGUUCGAGAUUUUUAUUCGAAUCACUUGGUUCAUUCUGAUCGGAAUCGCAUGCGUGAGGUAUUACGAGGAGACGUGGAGGUGUCCUUCGGGAGGAGAUUUGAUCAGGGUGUUCCUCGUCGGAGAGAUGGUGAUCCUGGGGGUCGUCAUUUUCCUCCUACUCGCUAUAGUUAGAAAUAGUGCCCAAGGUGCGAUAGUUGACACUUACGCACGACGAUACGUCCAGCCACUGCUCACCGUCAAGGUACUGCUGAUCGUUCCGGAGGUGGCGUGGAACAUUUUGGGGACCAUGUGGAUGCUGAGCCGCAAUUUGCAGUGCGGCAACGAACAAUACACAAUUGCUGUGGUGGAGGCUCUGGUGUGCUUCGAUUGGGUGCUGAUCGGCCUGACCAUUUUGGGAUUGGCUUUGGUUUUCGACCCCCUUGGUUCUCUGGGUCUUCGCGACAGCGUCGAGGACUCUAUCGAGCACAGAAAGGUCUCCAGGAUCUGGAUGCGGAGGUUCAAAUUUUUGUGGUGGAUGAGGCGAGACGAAAGCGCUAACGAGACCUUCCAACAUGUUGCUGGCCUUCUGAGCGCACUUUUUCGGGGCACCGAUCUCGUCCCUUCGGAUGUCAUGGCAGGAUGCGUCCUCUUACGAGUUCGUCAGAAAAGGGAGACCCUCGAAUUGCGCCGAUUGAACAUCCUUGAACAGCCCAAAUAUACACCGGACUCGAAGGUCAUCUUUUCGGGGACUCCCAGCUGGAUGUCUUUGGAGUGGGCCCAUCAUUACCUCCAACUUUCGAUAUCCUCUUAUGGAUGGCUAUUCGUCCUCUACAAGCAUGCCUGCACCGGGUGCUUUCGUUUAAUUCGAGACAUGACUUGCUGCGCUUGUUUCAGGAGAAAGCAGAACAUCGUCCUCGACGAUAAUUGCUGCCUCUGCAAUCUCGCCGGCGUGAAAUACCUGUCCGGACUCUCCGAGGACGACAUUUUGUUCGCGUCCUUCAGGAACCACCUGUGCGAGAUUCCAUUCUGCGUGAUAGCCGACCACAAGACGGCGAGCAUCGUAAUUGUGAUCCGAGGCUCAUUAUCUCUGCGGGAUUUAAUCACGGACAUUGCCGCCGCUUCCGAUUCCUUCGAAGUAGAAGGCCUUCCACCUGGAAGCAUGGCUCAUCGUGGCAUGAUAAUCGGUGCCAAGGUGCUCUUAAGACAAUUGGACCAGUCCAAGAUCCUGGAAAAGGCAUUCACGAUGUACCCUCAAUAUUCCCUAACUCUUACAGGUCACAGUCUGGGCGCUGGUCUGUCCGUUCUCCUCGCUUUGUUAAUCCGGCCUCGUUACCCUGAUUUAAGAGUUUAUGCAUUUUCAACGCCCGCCGGAUUGCUAAGCCGAGAAGCCGCCAGGGUGACCGAAGAGUUCGUGCUGACGAUAGGACUCGGAGAUGACCUCGUCAUGAGACUAAGUGUCGACAGCAUGGAAAACUUCAGGACAUCUUUGCUGAUCACCCUGCAGGCUUGCAGGCUGCCGAAGUACAGGGUAGUGUUGAACGGCUUUGGCUACAUCCUAUUCGGGGUGCCCGACAGAGACCUCGACAGGACCUGGAGGAACGGCAACACCAUAAACUCGAUACCAGGACACCUUCCGCUUCUUUCCGAGUCGCCGAGGAGUGCUCAAACGGAAGCCAUGAUAUUCGAACGCGACGUGACGAGGAGGAGGUACUCGAAGGUGCGACUCUACAACGCCGGCCGUAUCCUGCACCUGUCCAGGUGCAAACAACCGUCGAGCACCGCCGACAAAAAAAAGGGUAAGAAGGAGAAGCUCUACCAAAUGAGAUGGGCGCAGGCAGAGGAUUUCAUGGAACUGUCGGUGAUGCCGCGAAUGCUCCUCGACCAUUUGCCGGAAAACCUUGAAAAGGCUCUGGCGGCGCUCCUUCGUCAGCAGGAAGAGUUACCCGUGUACCUCGAAACAACGUAGAACCAAAGACACGCGCGUAAUUAAGGCCUAACGAUAGCCGCGUCUAUUUCGAAAGACAGUAUUGCGCCUUAGUAACGUAACGGACGUCGCGAUUAGACCUACUUUUUGAUACGGUUUUAUUUAUACAUACGCUUAGAAGCGACGCUCGUGUUAUGGAUAAAGCAAGAGGCAAGAAGGUAAACGCCGCUGGACGACGGAGAACAAUUGCCGGUCGACGGAAGAGGUAAAAAAAGAAAAAGGAAAAAAAAGGAUAUAUAAGUCUUAGUGGCCGACAGCGUGUCUUAGAUCUCGAAGCGAAUCUCUACACUUAUUGCCGGUCCGGACACAAGGGACCCUCCCUCAAAAUAGAACACCAGAUAUGUACAUAGAGCUGAUGUGUAAAGUAUAACAAUAAAUAUUACAUGUUUCUUA